AUUGCGCCACCUUCGAACAUACGCCGCCAGGCAGCCACACCCCUGCCGACGCACUCACGUAGGCAGCGAUCGGAAAAGCGCGCCCCCCCCCUCGCCCAACAAAGACCCAGCCUGCUCGGCGCUGAUUGGCCUUCUGCUCCGGCAAGAAGUCCGGUCCUUUGGCGGUCGCUGCUGGCGCUGACUCCCCGAAGAGGCCCCAAUGGCCAAACCCCCCGGGGGAUCUACUCUUUCCGCUCCACCCUCACCUGGCCAGCCUGGCCGGGAGUCUGACGCCUCUCCUCGCCUGGACUGGGAAGACCUCGGACCGCAGGCCCCCCUGGACCGGAAGCACUUGCCGCCCUCCUUCGACACCGGCCUGGCUACCGAAUCCACCGAGAGCGUGGUGCAUCUGGGCAUCGAGCCGGCAGGAAGCAUGACUGGCCCGUCCCGGAGCGCCGGGGGCUCGACCCGCCGAUCAGGCACCGGGGCCCAGAAGGCCACGCCCCUGCCGGAGAGUGGCCUCCCGUUGACCGACGCCGGCCCCUUCGGUGAUGACGAGCACAGCGGCACCGAGUCGCCGGCCUCGCGGCCGGACAGCCCGGACCUCGGGACCGAUUCGCCCGGCGGCCCGGGGGUCGAGGUGGGCGCCCUGCUGAGCCCGAGCCGCCGGGAAUUGUCUCCGGGCCAAUCGCCCACCUCCUCGGGGGACCUUUCCGACCAGGAUAGCACUGACCGCGCGCCGGACGCCUCGACCACCGGGCUGGUGCCCAGCCGCGGAGAGGCUUCCAGCCGCGGGGAGGCGUCCUCCUGGUCUUCCACUUCGCCGCUGGUGUCACCGGUCGGCGCCGGCAUCGGGGCCGCCGCCUCCGGCGACCGGCCCUUCUUCUUCACGGCCGCCGGGCCGAGCUCCCCGGCGCUGAUGGCCACCGGCGGCGACACGGACAUGAUGUCGCUCAUCUCGCCGCAGCUGGGGCCCGUGGUGGCGGGCGGCCCGCGGCGCAGUCGCUUCCAGCCAGCCCCCGGGGCCGCGGUGCACAGCGCCUGGGCCGGGCAAAAGGCCGGCCGGAGCACCACCGCCCCUGGCCCGGGGGAUGGCGCCGACAGCACCGAGCACAGCGACAGCACCGAGGACGACGAGGAGGAAGACGACGACCACACCACCCAUAGCAGCGACAGCGAUGACAGCGAUGACAGCAGCAGCAGCAGCAGCAGCAGCAGCAGCAGCGACGACGACGACGACGAUGAUGAUGACAGCGGCGACGAAGGCGAGGCUCGGCCCCGGCGGUCGCGCCAUCGUCGGGCCCCGGGCCAGCGAGCUCCCUUCAAGCUGCAGCAGUUUACCCGCGUCCGGGAGAUUGAGAUCAGCAACGGACGAACCACGCGCCGGACGCUGCCCACCCGGGGGGACCCCUCGGAUGGGGGGCCCCUCCGCAUGAAAACCAUCGAGCACACUACCCCGGAGCUGAAGGCCCUGCCGAACAUGAGCCCAUCCCUCAGCGCGGCGUCCGGGUCGCCGGCGCUGCGGGCGCUGCUGGUCGGGGGCGGCCCAUCGGGCAGUCUGCCCGGCUCGCCGAGGAUGACCCCGACCAUGGACCAGAUCCCGGACAGCCCAUUCUACGGGGGGCCGCGGAAGCUGCACCGCCUGGCGGCCGAUGCCCCGAGCCCCAUGUCCUCGACUGACUCGGUCCGGCUGGGGGCCCGGGCGGACGGCCGGUCGAGGCGCGAUGGGGCCGGGCAGCCGGCCCGCCCGGACCGCCGCCCCUUGAUGGCCCUCUUGGCGUUGGCAGCCUUGGCUUUCGGAUAUUGGUGGCGCUCGCGUGUGGGCGAAGCCCUGCUCGCCGGCCGCACGGUGUCCUGGGCGGGGCUGAGUGACAAGUUCCCCGGGGCGGAGCUGGCCAGCGUGGCGGUCGCCGGGCCGGCGGCCCUGCUGGCCCGGGUGGACCCCGGCGCCCUGCCAAGCUUCUAUCCCCUGGCAGACCACUGGCUGCGGCAGCAGAAUGGCCUCGACGAGGCGGUGGCCCGGUUCCAGGGCAAUGUCACGCGCUUUGCUGAGGCGAGCGCCGCCGGCAUGGGCGACGGGGCCGCGAAACCGGGGGCCCCGACGCCGAGCGCCCGCCCGGCGAUCGGCCAGCUGGCCAGCUGGUCGGUGCUGGUGCGGGACACGGCCCACCGGCUGGCUGCCGAGCUACGUGCCACGCAGGAGGCCGACCACGGCGAGGGGGCCGGGCUGGACCCGGAGGUGGCCGCCCAGGCGACCAUCCUGGACGCGCUUGCCCGCCUCGGCCUGCCGGACGACGACAUGCCCGCGGCCGGCGGCCCGGGCAGCGGGACCGCCGGCACCGGGGUCCCCACCUCCGUGUAUAGGGCGGAUGUCGGCGGGCGCUACCGCGUGGUGUAUGCCGCGCGGUGGGCCGAUUGCCGGGCAUACUCUCGGGCCUGCAAUGCCGCCGAGUCACGCGCCCCGAGCACGGUCCUGCUCUUGUCCAACGCCCUGGCCACCGCGGCGACGGCGGCGGCGGCCGAGGCGUCGACGACCUUCGUCACCACGCCCAGCCUGGAGCGCUUCAUCUUGCGCUCGUGCGACCCGCUGGGAGUCGCAUGGGGCGGCAUGGGCUCGGCCAGCCUGUUCGCCGGGCGCCCGCGGCCGGCCACCGAGCGGGGCUGGCUGGCUGGCGGUCUGGAAGCCGACGAGGCGGAGGCCCUGGCAGCGGAGGCCGGGCAGGCGGCGCGCGCGGCGCGGCACACCCCGGCCGGCGGCCACACCCCCGACACCGAGGAUGAGGACGACGAAUUCGCCAUCCCCCCGGUGCAGCGCGGCUUCCUCGGCGAUGAGGCCGAGGCGGGGUUCAUGCGCCGGACGCUGGCCGCCGACUUCGACGGGCCCAUCUUCGAUGUGGUCAUGCCGCUGCGGGUGGAGCUGCGCGACCGGCCGGGCAAGGCGCUGCCCCCGGAGGAAAAGGCCCGGGCCGUGCAUUUGCUCCUGCUGGAUCUCGGCCUGGGCGAGCCCCGGCGCCGGGGCGCCCACGAGCUGGCCUCGCGCCUGGACCGCGAGCGCCUGGACCUGCUGGCCGGCCGCGGGCAGGACCCGGCCACGGCCACCGGCGACGCGGCCCCCCCCGCCGGCAAGGAUGCCCCUGCCCGGCCGCCGCCGCCGGAAGACCCCUAUGCAAAGGUGUAUGCGGCCCGGUCGCAGGAUGACCGGUAUUUCCAUCGGAGUCGCUUCGACCAGCGCCUCGGCCGUCGGGUGACCAUCCUGCCGACGGGCGGGCUCUUCGCGCCGUCGGGCCCCCGGCCCUCCAAGGGGCCGACCGUGCACCCGGAAAUCCGCCUGAUGGCGGGGGUCUUGGCGGCCGUCCGGGACACCGAGGCCCCGGCCCUGACGGCGGCCAAUGCCCCCGGCUACCGGUGGCUGCCGACCGGCAGCGCGUACGAGGGGGCCGGCAUGCUGCAGCAGACCCCGUCCGCCACCGGGGUCCGGGCCCUGCUUCUGCCGCCCUGUGCGGCGCCCGCUGCCCCGGGGGGAGACCGGCUGGCACGGGCCCUGGGCCUGUGCCCGAAUGGCCCGGAGCCGGCGGGACCUCAAGCGCCGGGAGCGGCCCCGGUUGAGGUGCACCCGGGGUCGGGGCAGUUCCUGGGCCGCCCGAGCGCCCUGGUCUCGACCGGAGGUGGGCGCCUUCGCCGGGCGUGCAUCUUCUGGGGACUGUGUGCGGACUCGCGCGCGGCCGCCGUGUCUCGUCUGUGGGAAGAGGCCCUGGCACCGGGCGCGCUGGCCGGCCUGCCGGAGGAUGCCCGGCCGGCCGGGAGCCUCGCCGGGACCGAUCUCCGUCGAGUGCUCCUGUCGCUGGUCGUCACCAGUGCCGAUGCCCUGUUCGAGGAGCAUUGCGCCCGGGCCGCCGAGUCCCAGUGCAACAUUUUGGAGUUCGAGUCGCCGAUCGCCGUGGCUAGCGCCAUUGUGGAAAAGCUGGCCGAGCGCAUCCUCCAGCAGAUGGCCCGGCCAGAGCCGGCCCCGAGCACCGAGCGCUCCAACCUGUCAGACGACGUGAUUCUCGACAUCCUCACCAAUCCGAUCCACCAGCCGAUGGGCCUUUUGUCCCUCGGCCCGGGCGCCGACCGCCUGGCCAUGACCCAGGCUGGAGGCCAGCCGCUGGCCGACGAGGUGGCCCUCGGCGUGAUGAACUUCCACCGGCAGAUUGUGGAGUUCGCCGAGCGCAAGCGCUGGGUCUACUUUGUCCGGUCCACGCGCAAUCCCUUCCUCUGGGACCGGAUUGUGGAUGGCGACCCGGCCAAGGCCAACAUUCGCGAGGACAAUGGCGAUGACCUGUGACAGGGCCCCUCCCUGGGGGGGGGGCGGGGGCGGGGGG
This is a messenger RNA of Fonticula alba, 4340 nucleotides long. RefSeq lists its product as hypothetical. Bases 200 to 4303 code for a protein of 1367 amino acids. The record is from RefSeq and is a predicted model, not a curated record. Lineage: Eukaryota; Rotosphaerida; Fonticulaceae. The transcript has 4 exons.